AUGAGCUAAAUUAACUAAGAUGAGUUGAUUAUUAUGAAGAACGUUCUCUUUUUGGCUUAAUCAAGCAAAAAAAGCUUAUAAAGCUAAAGAAAUUUACUAAAUAAAUGGUUUUAAGAUUCUAUUAAGAGCUAUUUUAUGGAAUCACUUGCAUCUUCCCUAAUCGCUAAUCACCUUAAUUUAUAAUCUACUUAAUCAGUUAAAGCAUUUAUCCACAAAUAAAUAGACUAAAAUAAGCCUAAAUAUAUGGGAAUCAUUGAUUAAUAUUUUAAUUAUAUCAAAAAAUACAACUAAUAAUACUCUUUUACGACAAAGCUUCAACAAAUUCUUUUGGAACCCAUAGAUAUUACUAAUUUGAGUGAAGGUCACUCUUAAAAUUGUAUGAAAAAAGCUAGAAAAUAAUUUGUAUCUAUUCUAAUCUUAAAGUAUUUUAAUUUAUAUGGCCAACAAGAAAUGUCAUCUUUUUACGAUCUUUGGAACAUCUGUUUCCCUUAAGUUGUUUAAGAAAAAAAGAAACUUUCUAAAUAUGAUAAUUAGAGCAAAAGUAAAAGGUCAUAAGCCAAUCUUAAAUAAAAGCUAGCUGAAAACGAGUCUUUAAAAACCAAACAGAAAAGUACAUCUUUAUAAAUAGAAUAAUAAUAAUAAUAAACUAUUUAGCAAGAAAACUUGUAAACUUAAUUUCAAGUAAACCUGUAGACUGAGUAAGUUGCAACUGAAAAUUACUUUGAUUAAAUUUAAACUAAAAUCGAUUUGGAAAAGUAGUAUUAACAAACUAACAUCCAAGAAUAA
Tetrahymena thermophila SB210 is the source of this 786-nucleotide messenger RNA. RefSeq lists its product as hypothetical. The annotation marks the transcript as partial. The transcript has a single exon. Lineage: Eukaryota; Ciliophora; Oligohymenophorea; Hymenostomatida; Tetrahymenidae. The record is from RefSeq and is a predicted model, not a curated record.